AUGACUCGUGAUGGUAGUCGACUUUUACAAAAAUUAUCAAGUGAACAACGUAAAUCAAUAAUUAACAAAAUUGCAUCAAAUUUAAAUGAAUAUUCAAAAGAUAUUCUUCAAGCUAAUAAACAUGAUUUAGAAGAGGCAACAAAAGGAGGUACGAUAAAAAUCUCAUAUUUGAUAACUACAAAAAAUUGUUUACUUAAAGGUCUUAAAUCAUCAUUAAUUGGACGACUUGGUUUAUCAGAAAAGAAAUUACAAACAUUAUCACUUGGUCUUCAACAAAUAGCUGAAAAAGCUGAUGUACUUGGACAAGUUGUUCGUCGAACACGUCUUGCUGAUGGUUUAAUAUUAAAACAAAUUACAACACCAAUUGGUGUUCUUCUUGUUAUAUUUGAAUCGCGUCCAGAUAGUUUACCACAAAUAGCUGCUCUAUCAAUAUGUUCUGGUAAUGGUCUUCUAUUAAAAGGUGGUUCAGAAGCCAAAUAUUCAAAUGAAAUUUUAACACAAAUAAUACAAGAUGCACUUGAACCGUAUGUUCCACGUGAAACAGUCGCUCUAAUUAAUACACGUGAACAAGUGUCAGACCUUCUUCAAUUAGGAAAAUAUAUUGAUCUUGUUAUUCCACGUGGUUCCAAUGAACUGGUUCGUUCAGUACAAAAACAAAGUGUACAUAUACCUGUAUUAGGUCAUGCUGAAGGUAUUUGCCAUGUAUAUGUUGAUAAAGAUGCAAAUUUAGAUAUGGCUUUACGUAUUGUACGAGAUUCUAAAUGUGAUUAUCCAAGUGCUUGUAAUGCUAUGGAAACAUUACUUAUUCAUAAAGAUAUUAUUCGAACACCAUUUUUUGAAUCAUUAAUUGAUUUAUUACGUGUGGAAAAGGUCGUCUAUUCAGGUCCACGUUUAUCCGGAAUGAUUCCAUUUCCACCACCAUCAGCAACAUCAUUACGUGUUGAAUAUGGUGACUUACAAUGUGCUAUUGAAGUUGUUGAUAAUGUUCAAGAUGCUAUUGAACAUAUUAAUAAAUUUAGUUCAAAUCAUACGGAUUCAAUUGUGACAGAAAAUCAAAAUACAGCCAAUGAUUUUCUUAGUAAUGUUGAUAGUGCAUGUGUUUUUCAUAAUGUUAGUACACGUUUUUCAGAUGGUUAUCGAUUUGGUUUAGGUGCUGAAGUUGGUAUAAGUACAGGACGUAUACAUGCUCGUGGUCCUGUUGGUAUUGAAGGUUUAUUAACCACAAAAUGGAUAGUGGAAGGUCACGGUGAUAUAGUUGCAGAUUUUAGUGAAGCUCGAAAAAAAUUUGUUCAUGAACCAUUAGAAUCAAUUGAGAAUAAUGAUAAAAUUUAUGCACAACAACAACAACAGCAAAAAUAA
Rotaria sp. Silwood2 is the source of this 1359-nucleotide messenger RNA. The record is from the annotation of a GenBank genome assembly. NCBI's taxonomy places the organism in Eukaryota, Metazoa, Rotifera, Eurotatoria, Philodinida, Philodinidae.